Messenger RNA from Apis cerana (Asiatic honeybee), 5515 nucleotides. Its product is annotated as UDP-glycosyltransferase UGT5. Lineage: Eukaryota; Metazoa; Arthropoda; Insecta; Hymenoptera; Apidae. Gene Ontology annotation, molecular function: UDP-glycosyltransferase activity. The record is from RefSeq and is a predicted model, not a curated record.
CUACGGCAAGCAUUAUUUUUAUCGUCUCUAACACAAGGUGGAUGGAUACAACUCUAACCGAUAAUGUUACCUAUGCCUUAUUUCUUUAUAAUUUGUCCCCUUCCCAUCAUCAAGGGCGUGGAACAGAUUAUUAUUUUCACUUAAUUUCAGGAAAUACUUAUAAUUGGUAGGCGGUACUAUACGAAACGUGACGAAUGAGGUGACAAAUCCAGUGACGGGCAUUACACAUAGGCACUAAUACUUGUUUGUUUUUGUUACUACAUAUAUUAUCUUCUAAAGUGGAAGAAAGCCAGUGUAUCCAGUGCCGUCGAACCGUGAACAUCUAAGCAUGGAAAUUAAUCAAACUCGAAUCAUCUUUUUGUUUAUUUUCGCGUUAAAUUUAUUAUUGUAUUCAAAUGCCAAUAAUUCUACCUUAUCUGAAAAUAGCCGCUUGAAAAUUCUGGCAAUCUUUCCUCAUCCGGGCAAGAGCCAUUUCUUCGUAUUCAAAACUUUCAUCGAAGAGUUAGCACGUCGAGGCAAUGAAUUGACGGUGAUUUCUUAUUUUCCGAGAACCGAGAAGGAUGAAUAUCUUCCCACUUACAAGGAUAUCAGUUUGGUCAAUAAAGAGAGUGACGUGUUUGUAAACGUAGUCGAUUUAAAGGAAUUUGAACAGAUAUUUUACAUCAUUAAAUAUUUUGUCAAUAUAUACAUGUUGUACCGCAUGAGAUUCAUAAGCUGUGAAAAUUUAAAACAUCCAGGUGUAAAGGAAUUGAGCGAAAAUGGAGAGAAGUUCGAUUUGGUGCUGAUAGAGAAUUUCAAUACUAAUUGUUUUAUGAGCUUUGUGCAUAAAUUGAACGUGCCCUUCAUAGAUAUAUCUACUCACCAGCCAAUGCCAUGGACUAUACAUAAUUUUAGAUUUCCCAACGAAGCCAGUUUCAUGCCUAUGUUGUUGACCCCGAUUUUAAAACCGAUGAAUCUUUUUUAUAGAACGAUGAACACGUUGUCGCUGUACGUCUCAUCGGCGUUAUAUUGCACGAUUUUCCAUUGGAAGGAUCAAUCUAUAGCGGAAGAAAUUUACGGCCCGGAUAUUCCGAAUGUGCUAACGAUAAACAAGAACAUGUCCAUUUUUUUUGUUAACACGCAUUACACUCUUCACGGUAGCUUUUCUUAUCCGCCGAAUGUCAUCGAAGUGGGCGGAAUUCACAUCGAAUCGAAAAGAAAACCUUUGCCACAAAACAUAGCCAAAUUUCUCGACGAGGCUCACGAAGGUGUUUUGUACUUCAAUCUCGGUUCGAUGAUCAAAAUGUCUACGAUAUCGAAGGAUAAAUUGAAUAUAUUGAUCAAAGUGUUUCGUUCCAUUCCUAGAAAAGUGAUUUGGAAAUGGGAACAAGAUGACAUUCCGGAAUUACCUGACAACGUCAUGGUCCAGAAAUGGCUGCCUCAGUACGACAUAUUAAAUCACCCGAACGUUAAGUGUUACUUCGGCCACGGCGGUCUCCUCGGAUUAACGGAAGGAGUUCAAAGCGGGGUCCCGAUGAUACUCAUGCCCUUCUACGGUGAUCAAUAUUCGAACGCGGCCGCGGCUCAAACUAGAGGCGUCGCUGUUAUCCUGGAAUUCAACGAUUUCACCGAGGAAAAGCUGAGAAACGCUUUGGACCAAGUAUUCAAUGACACGAGAUAUGGGGAGAACGCCAAGAGGCUUUCGAAAGCUUUUAAAGAUCGGCCAGCCAGCCCUCUGGAGACAGCGAUAUGGUGGACGGAGUACGUGGCACGUGGGAACGGUUUGCCGUACGUGAAGAGCGAGGCGACAACCAUGGCCUGGCACGAACGUUACCUCGUCGAUGUGCACGCCAUCCUCCUACUCUUCUCUUUGCUCGCCCUUUACGUCCAAUACAGGGUGGUAAAGUACGCGUUUGCCUGCGCUCUGAGAUCGAAAGACGCGGGUAGUAAAAAGCGAGCGAAUCUCUCUAAGAAGAGGGAUUGAAAUCUUUGGAUAAUGAAUAAUGCGAGGAGAUGUCUCGCGAGAUGGAUACGAUGAUGGAUAGUGUUUGUAAAGCGUGAAUACGAGAGUACGAGAACGAGCUAACGGAACGGAAUAAGAAGAACAAUCGUGCAUCGUGUCUGCAAAUAUUCUUUUCUUUCUUUCUUUUUUUUUCUUUUUUUUCCUUUAUUUCUCUCUCUUUUCUUUACCCAAAAACUGGUUUCGAAAAAAAAAGCUAGAGUCGUUCGUUGGACGAACCGGCUCUCUUUGCCCCAGGCGAAUUUCGAUCUCGGCUAUUGUUUCGAUAAUAAGCCAAUCAACGGAGCCUUUCUCAACGCUCAACUCCCAGCUCGGUCGAUAAAUUAAAUCAUCAACGUCUGGAGGCGGCGCGUGUUCGUAAUUCCGAUUACAGUGGCCGACAGAGUCGGAAGUCUAGCCAAUUUUCGCGGAUGCUCCUUCUUUCCGCUCGCCCCUCCUUCCUUCUCGCCCACCUCUUCACAACGGAACGAGAAAGAGACUGGAUGGCUACGAGGACUGGAAACGGAAAGGGAAGGCAGGAUUUGUGAAAAAAGGACGAGCAACCUUGGAGGAGAAAGAGCGAGGUAGACAACGAAGACGGUAGAGGAGAAGGGAGGAGAAGGAAAAAGACGCGAAAGGAGGAGGAAGAAAGGAGAGAGGAGCAGCUUUGCGGGCAUUACCCGGUAUUUCCCAGGUGGCCGAGUCACCGACUGCGUCAACUGGAUUCGGUUCCCGCAACAACGGCAAAAGGGAACAACGAGGCUUUACCGCGACAAGGAGGCGACUGCAUUGGUUGGUUGUAGCUGCGUUCACAGAUAACACGGAAUCGACGGUGUACCGCGGAGCGCUUUGGAACUACGAGGACGGGACAGAAGACGGUUGGAGAAGGAAAAGAAAACGAGCUCGACGACGACAAAGAUGGAUCGCGUCCAACAUCGGCGGAUUAAACGAGGAUCGGAUGUUCGUCUCUCGUUUCGUUUUCCCUUCCGCCGGUUACAGUCUCUUUCCACGGAUUUUCGCAUGGAUCGCUCGGAAGCGGCGCGAAAACACGGCGCGGGGUAAAGGAUAAAGGCGAAGGAUUCGUCGAGAUUCUUUUCUUUCGACGAGAUAAAACUUGUUUCGAUAUUAUUGCUCCCUCCUUCUCCCUCCUCCUCCCUCCUUACCAUCACGAACGAUUAAUCUUUAAAAGAAUAUGGGGGCUCGAUCGAUUUCUCGAGUUUCGUCGCCACUUGAAAAAUAUUGCGAUGGAUCCGUGCGAUGGAUGAUAUGAUAUAGCGAUAUUUCGAGCAAAUACUGCUUCGAUUCCCAUCCCCCUCCCCGCGCGGAACAUCGAGGCGGGCGGCCUUGGGAGAGCACCUAAUGCAUCACAGAACGGAGUUCCGUGGUCGGAAGGACGGAUCCCGUUUCAACGGAUUGUUUCGUGCUUGCGCCAGAUUGCGUCAAAUAUUUACUUGACAAAGUUUACGCCGCAAAAUGCGUCCGCGAAACAUUAUUCCACGGGAGAGCGUGUACACGCAGCGCGCGGAUUACUUGGGAGUGACCAACAGUUUGUCUCGUGGAAAGGGCGGUGGUGGAAGAGAAGAACGAACGGGGAGAAAAUACGCGGAUUUUCUCGGUCGUUGCGGUUCCCCCCGCGAUUCUCGUUCCUUUUUUUUUUCUUUUUCCUUUUUUCCCCUCCCUUCCCUUAUUCCAUGUCCAGCAAGCUUUUACAAUCGAAAAAGCGACUCGUCGCCGUGCGAAACGACGAUGGACGAUCGAGAAUCGAAACUUCGUUUUCGCGCGUAAAAAUAAAAUUCCCUUGCUUGUGUUCCACGGGGAUAGAGAGGAGCGGCGAUCAUCGUUUUUCAGCGGUCGAAAAAUUUGAGAGCCAGUGGGGAAAACUCGCGUUUUUCACCCGGUAGCUCGACUCCGCUCCUAUGCUACGACGAUAUUUACCGAUGGAGAGGAAAGAGAGAGAGAGAGGAAGCUGGGGAUGCGUGGAGAAGCUGGACGCGGGAGUAUUCGCUUCAAAGGGGAAGUUUCCUUGCAAACUUCUCGUCUCUCUCUCUCUCUCUCUCUGUGGACGGACAGGAAGCAUUUUAAAAAGCGAUUCGAGAGGGGAAGAAGAAGAGGAAGAGGAACUAGAGAGGGGAAAAAACGUAGUUCCGGCGUAGUACCGGUGUACUUUUUCGCUGGCGUAAUGGAAUGUAAAGUUCCCGAUUAAAUUGCGUCUUUAAGCGAUCCUCACCGGUGAGAUAUUUUUUGUAAAAAUACAGGCUUGAGUAACUGAGAAAUAUCGUUAGCCCCGAUGUCCCUCUCCUCCUCCUCCAUCGUUGCUCGCCGAGUUCAAAAACCCAUUACCCCGUCCGAGAUACAGGGAAAAGCGGGAUUGCUUCUCGCCGGGCACGCCGUGUUGUCACAGGAAAUAUUUUUUCAAGUUAUAUUCCGGCGUCGAAACACCGGCCAUCGCCUGUUAAGACGAUCUUCGCGGGGAUGGUGGAAGAUCCCACUUCGGUUUCCACUUCGGGGACAAUUUCCCGCCAAUUAAAAAUUAUAUUAAAUAUUUUUUUGUUGUAUAAACUGUGUAAAAGAAAAGGAAAGAAAGGAAAAGGGAAAAAUAUCCGAUUUCGACCCGAGGAACGACGCGAACGAUUGUAACGUGAAACGAUCGAUCUUUUAAAGGAAAAAAAAUAUUGGAGAAAUUUUAAUAUUUUUUCAAGUUAUGUUUCGGCGUCGAAACACCGGCCAUCGCCUGUUAAGACGAUCUUCACGGGGAUGGUGGAAGAUCCCACUUCGGGGACAAUUUUCCGUCAAUUAAAAAUUAUAUUAAAUAUUUUUUUGUUGUAUAAACUGUGUAAAAAGGAAACGAAAGAAAGGAAAAGAGAAAAAUAUCCGAUUUCGAUCCGAGGAACGACGCGAACAAUUGUAACGUGAUCGAUCUUCUAAAGAAAACAAAUAUUGGAGAAAUUUUAAUAUGCUUUAUCUUAGAUUGUGUGGACGCGCAGAUUUGUUUGUUUCAGAUUUAUAUACACAGUAUUAUUCCCCCGGAAUAAAAUUCCUUUGAACGUUGAACGUGCCUCGCCUAUGGUAGAGACGGAACGCUUUAGUAGAACAUUCUCUGCCUCGGUCGAGGAGCAUUGAAACGGGAGCAUAACGCUCCCCGUAUGAAUGGAAUUCGAAGAAAGGGUGGUGCGUUCCGAAUGAUGCGUUCGAGGGGAUGAAAAGGGGGCUUACCCCGAGUUUACGCCGCGUCAUUUCGCGCUCGCUUUAACUUCGUUGAUUGAAUCAUGAACGGGAAACCGCCCCUUUCCUUCCUUCUCCACUCUUCCUCCAGGUGGAGGAGGUGGAUGCUCCCUCUCUCUCUCUUGCGCUGAUUAUAUCCGUAAUGGCAAGUGGAAUGGAAAGGGAUUCGUCUGUCUCUUCCUCCGUUCGAUUCUCUGGUCGAUUUGCGUUGUAAGAAUUGUAAAAAGGAAGAAGGAAAAGAAAAGAAAAGAAAAACAAGAAGAGAAAGAAGAAAAAAAUAUGGAAUAAAAUAUCGUAACGAAAUUAUCCGUAAAA